Messenger RNA from Mizuhopecten yessoensis (Yesso scallop), 2152 nucleotides. RefSeq names its product neuroglobin-like. The transcript is spliced from 3 exons. The record is from RefSeq and is a predicted model, not a curated record. Gene Ontology annotation, molecular function: heme binding; oxygen binding. Bases 924 to 1577 code for a protein of 217 amino acids. NCBI's taxonomy places the organism in Eukaryota, Metazoa, Mollusca, Bivalvia, Pectinida, Pectinidae.
UUAUACCAGUGUGUAUUUCAACAUUACGAUGAUUGGCUAGCAACGGUGGAGUUUAUUUUAAGCCCGAAAGAGAUGUGUUGAAAUGUUUUCCAGAGAACAAUUUUUCUGUUGACUUCAAACGUAUUUGUACAAAAUGAGUUUAUGAGAAACUCAUCACAUUGUAAUCAAAUCCAGGAGUAUAAGCCUAUUAGUUUUAAUAAUUUCUAUGAUCAGUGGACACUAAUCAUCCCCAAGGACUUUUCACAGACUGUUGAGAUGGUGUUGCAUGUAACUGAUGAUUUCUGAAAGACACACAGUUCAAUGGAACCAAUGCCAAAGAUCAGUGAGCGAUUUUCGAUUCAAUAAUAACGACUGUUGAUCUAACGAUGUGUAAUCACGUGAAAUAUUAUCUUUGAGGACCGACUUCUUUUACAUUUAACCAUAUUUAUUACCUCAACAGGGAUUCUAAAAAUGUGAUGGUGAACAAAGACAUAAGCAGAUUUCUCAUCGGAGGAAGGCCACAAUUACCUGGAAUCGAGUUACCGCCUCCGUGUUAUUGAAUUUCAUGACUACCUGCAAACAGACCGAUGUCAAAGACUUCCAUAGCUAUUGUCAUUUUUGUGUAAUGAACAAGUUUGAUUCAUAUUCUUUUUGCAUGGAUAACCAACUUAAUUGGAUUUUGGUUUGAUUUCCGGAGAAAACACUGGUAAAAGGAUGAGACCAGCUUUAUACUUACUGCCGGCGAAUAGAAAUUGAUCGGGACGACGUUUUCAAUUCAAAUGGCGUAUUUUAACCCUCUUUUCUUCUAAGCAACAAAGGAUUUAAGAAAUGUCGUAUAUGUUUGAUGUUUUGUCUUAUUUCCGGUAUUGAUGUAGAACAUAAAAGAUCUCUUGAGAGAUAAUAAUAUAGCAAUUAAAUUGAGGACAUAUUUAUAAGAAACAGACAUGGGAUGCACAAUGACAACUACCAAACCGUCGAUGAUGGAGGCCGGACAUAAACAACUUGAAAAGUUCAAGAUCAGUCGGCAUACUUUUGUUGAGGAUAUUAAUAUAAAUGAAGUCAGUAAGAACACGUCACAGAGCGAAGAAUUACUCGAACAACAGCUGGAUUUAAACAGGCGACAGAAGUUUCUGAUUUUGAAAUCGUGGAAAGGUAUUUCGAGGGAGAUUAAAACUACAGCCGUGAACAUGUUUACAAGAUUGUUUGAAACUAAUGAAGAAUUGAAGGGCUACUUCGUUGAUGUUUCUAAAUGUCCCUCGAUUUCGGAUAUACGGACGAGUUCAAAGUUUGAAGGUCAUGCAGUGAUGGUAAUGCACAUAAUCGAUGAUGCAAUGUCUAACUUGGAUGACGUCACGUGUGUUGAAAAUCUGUUGUUAAACGUUGGAGAAUCUCACAGAAAAUUCCCCUGGUUUCAGUCCUGCUAUUUCUGGAGAUUAGAGGAGCCUUUUUUGUUGGCGGUACACGAGACACUAGGAGACCGUUACACAGCCAACAUGGAACACAUUUAUAAGAAGGCAAUUCACUUCAUACUGAAUUUCCUCGAAGCCGGAUUUAAGAAGAGAAAUGCUCUUCCCGAGAGUCCGCAAUCGCCAUUUUAAGAAUACAUAUGUCAUCAAUAUUCCGCAACUCAACUGAGACUGUGGAUUAUAUAUGAAUUUCUACCAUCAACCAGUCAAUUGUCAACACUUUGAGAAAUAAGUAAUAUACAACUGCAGAACACAUGUCAUAUACCAUUUUUAUGUUUUAUGUUUGCGUCUGCUGAAUUUGAAAAUAAGUCCAAAUUGAGAAUUACUAUACAAUACCAUGCGACCAUGUACUAGUAGGCAAUAUGUGCUAUGCCAAGUGCGAUAGAUAAGUGUAGUGUACUCAUAGAACUGUGGAUAUUGAUAAGAACUGCAUCAUACAUUUUACAAAGUUUCAUGUUUGAGUGUUUUCUCGCCACGACGCACAGAUAAUAUAACAACACUGAUUGUGCCAAACCAUCGUCACACGAAUCAAUUCUCAGCCAGGUUUUAAAUAUUGGUGUUUUUCUAACAAACCUUUUUUUUUUACAGAUGUACAAUCAAAUUUUUCCUAAUUUGAAACAUAAGCGAUGAACAUUUCUGCAGCGACAUUCGAAACACGAAUGAUUUGUUCGACCCAGCUUGCUCCGUUCAAUGGUAUCUACCUACGA